Messenger RNA from Parastagonospora nodorum SN15, 615 nucleotides. RefSeq lists its product as hypothetical. The transcript has a single exon. NCBI's taxonomy places the organism in Eukaryota, Fungi, Ascomycota, Dothideomycetes, Pleosporales, Phaeosphaeriaceae. The record is from RefSeq and is a predicted model, not a curated record. The coding region runs from base 1 to 615 and encodes 204 amino acids.
AUGAAAAACGUUUAUAUCAUUGGGGCGCAAUCGACUGGGAAGACAACCUUGGUGAACGCUGUGGAGUGCAAACUAGAAGAGACUGCAAAGAACGACGGCUGGCAGCGUCCGUUCAUCAUCCGCGAAGUCGCUCGCACAGUGCUCAAGGACAAAUACUUCAGCCGGGAGGACAUUUCGGAGUCGCCGAAACGCGCGCUACAACUCCAGGAACACAUCCUCGCUGCCCAGCUACGCGCUGAGACUGCAGCGACUGCUUUGAAUGCGUCAAAUUGGUACAUAUGCGAUCGAUCCGGACUUGAUCCCAUCGUCUACGCGAGGUACUUCGUUGGGGAAGACGCGGCGGCAGCAAUGCUUACAUCCGAAGCAUGGCUAGGGCUCGAGGGUCGGAUGAAGAAAGGAAUCGUGAUCGUAUGCGAAGCAGGCUGCACAUGGCUCAUCGACGAUGGAGUGCGGCUGAUGCCAAAGGACAUGGAAGAGUGGAUGUGUGUCGACACUGCUUUUCGCGACCUCCUCAAAACUAGGGGCAUUCACUUUUCGAUCAUCUCGAAAGAUACUACAGACCUCAAUGAGCGUGUGGAGUACGUAGAAAAGGCUAUUCAAGAUGCGCUUCAGUAG